This is a messenger RNA of Myiozetetes cayanensis, 2972 nucleotides long. It is a transcript of the gene ELMO3, whose product is annotated as engulfment and cell motility 3. The coding region runs from base 108 to 2267 and encodes 719 amino acids. The transcript is spliced from 20 exons. Gene Ontology annotation, biological process: cell motility; actin filament organization. The record is from RefSeq and is a predicted model, not a curated record. Lineage: Eukaryota; Metazoa; Chordata; Aves; Passeriformes; Tyrannidae.
GUGAGGGGGCCGGGCCUGGCCGGGGCCGGGUGGCGGCGGCGAGGCCUCGGUGCGGCGGCACCAACAACCCGGAACUGGAGCGGAGCCCCGGCGGGAGCCAGCCAGCCAUGCCGCCGCCCAAGGACGUGGUGAAGAUCGCCAUCCAGAUGGUGGGAGCCAUCCCGCAGCUCAUCGAGCUCCAGCAGACCAAGCCCCUCUCCGCGGUGCUCAAGGACGUCUGCGACGCGUGGAGCCUGCCCAACGCCGAGCACUACGCCCUGCAGUACGUGGACGGGCGGCAGACCUACAUCACCGAGUCGAACCGCAGGGAGAUUAAGAACGGGAGCAUUUUGCGGCUGACCACCUCCCCGGACCAAGAAGCAGAGCGGUUGUACAGCGGGAUCCAGAGCAAGAAUGUGGAUGUGAAGACUGACUCACUGAAGAAGCUUGCAAGCCUCUCCCAGGAUGUUACCUUUGCUCAAGAGUUCAUCAACAGGAAUGGCUUGAAACAAAUUUACUCUAUUGUGGAAGAAGGGAAUGACACAGGGGAGAUGCUGGCUCACACCCUGAAAGCCUUCACAGAGCUGAUGGAGCAUGACUUUGUGUCCUGGGAAAAUCUUAGUACAGUCUUCAUCAAGAAGAUAGUGAGUUACGUCAACAUGAACGCGGUGGAUGCAUCCAUCCAGCAGCUCUCCUUGUCCAUCUUGGAGAACAUGGUGCCUACCAGUCGCCUCCUCUUCGAGCUGGUCAAGAAAGAAGUGACGUUGGAUCGUCUUCUCACCCACCUGCAGGCGACAAACGCCCAGCUGCAGCUGAAGGCGAUGGCCCUGCUCAUCGCGCUGCUGCUGGCAGCGACCAACGCCGAGCGGCGGGACAUGAUGGACUACCUAAGAGAGAAGAACAUCAGGCAGUUUAUCCACAAGAACAUCGUCCACAGCUCUGAGCCACUGGGGGACGAGAUGGCCCAUUACCUGUACGUGCUACAGUCUGUCAGCCUCAACCUGUGUGAGCAUCGCAUGAGGACCUCCAUGGAUCCCUACUCACAGGACCAGCGGGAGCUCCUCCAGUCCCUGCGCCAAACUGCCUUUGAGUCGGAGAGCGAGGCGCCUGCCAGCAACUUCAGCACCGAGCGCCGGCGGUCCCUGUGUGCCAAGGAGUUCCGCAAGCUGGGCUUCCUGAACAACAGCAACCCAGCAGAGGACCUCCGCCGUGCCCCACCAGGACUCCUUGCCCUGGACAACAUGGUGUAUUUCUCCAGGAACACCCCCAAUGCCUUCAGCAGGUUCGUCCUCGAGAACAGCAGCCGGGAAGACAAACACGAAUGUCCCUUCGCUCGAAGCAGCAUCCAGCUCACCCUGAUCCUCUGCGAGAUCCUGCACGUCGGAGAGCCGUGCUCGGAGACGGCUCAGGCCUUUUACCCUAUGUUCUUCGGGCAGGAUCAUUUCUUCGAAGAGCUUUUCUGCAUCUGCAUCCAGCUGGUGAACAAGACCUGGAAGGAGAUGCGGGCGACCCAGGAGGACUUCGACAAGGUGAUGCAGGUGGUGCGGGAGCAGAUCACCAGGACCCUGGCCCUCAAGCCCACCUCCCUGGAGCUGUUCAAGACCAGAGUGAACGCGCUGAACUACAGCGAGAUCCUGAAGCUGCGGCAGACGGAGCGGCUGCACCAGGAGGAGACGCUGGCUGCGCCCGUGCUGGAACUGCGGGAGAGGCUGAAGCCGGAGCUCCUGGAGCUGAUCCGGCAGCAGCGCCUGCUGCACCUCUGCGAGGGCACCCUCUUCCGCAAGAUCAGCAGCCGCCGCAGGCAGGACAAGCUGUGGUACUGCCGCCUGUCACCCAACCACAAGGUACUGCACUAUGGGGACGUGGAGGAGGGGGUGGAGUCUCCCCCCAUCGAGAGCUUGACGGAGAAAAUUCCUGUGGCAGACAUGAAGAUGCUGCUGGUGGGGAAGGAGUGCCCACACACAAAGGAGAAGAGCUCCGGGAAGCAGAACAAGGAUGUCCUGGAGCUGGCCUUCUCCAUCGUGCAUGACGUGGAAGAAUACUGCCUCAACUUUGUUGCCCCCACCCGGUACGAGUUCUGCCUCUGGACGGACGGGCUGAACGUGCUCCUGGGCAAGGAGAUGAUGAGUGAGCGAACACAGACAGACCUCGAUGUCCUGCUGUCCAUGGAGCUCAAGCUGCGGCUCCUGGACCUGGAGAACGUCAGCAUUCCCGACAACCCCCCUCCCAUCCCAAAGCCCCCCAGCAAUUUAAACUUCUGCUACGAUUUCAGCCAUGCAGAGCAGUGAGUUCCUCCCUGUGCUCUGUACCCCUUCCUCCAUGCCCCUCAAAAUCAAACCCCUUCCUCCAGGUUCUGUCCCUCAUCUCUGGCCCAAAGGGACAAGCCCAGGUGCUGGCUGGGAGCUUGGGUGGCCCACCCUUCCCUGCUGGGGUAACACUACAAAGGUACAAAUCUGCACUGCCUGACUUUCGCCAUCAGUGUAGGGGAUCCUUUCUGGACAAGAAGGUGGUUGGAAAAAGGAUAAAACACACCUUUCCACUAAGUUUGUCAAGCAGACAGCAUCUCCCGAGCACGGUGUGCCUGCCAGGUCCCUCCUGCACUGAAAUGUGUUUUUGCUGAGCCCUGUCCUGGAAGGGGGGGUGGUGUUUAGGGAACAAGCCCCCUUUUCCCAGCACCAGUCAGCCGGGCCUGGUGAGGAAGAGACCCUGGUCUACCCUUGCUGCCCAGCACUGUGAUGUUUUGCCAAUCCUGGUGCCUUCCCCCCGCCCUGGGUGGACACUUGCACACUUCAGCCAUGCUGCUGCACUACUGCACCCACGACAAGCUACCUCCUCCCGGCCCCCACGGCCCCCACCCCGGUGCCCUGCACCUCCUCGUGCCUGCAGCUUCUCCCAGGGGUGUUGUGGUCACAGCCACAGCCGCAGGUCACGGGGGGAACCAGCUGUGCCUCUGCCUCCUGCGUACAGGACAAUAAACACCUGUGGAGAGAGAA